Molecule: messenger RNA, 276 nt
Organism: Menidia menidia (Atlantic silverside)
Lineage: Eukaryota; Metazoa; Chordata; Actinopteri; Atheriniformes; Atherinopsidae
Source: the annotation of a GenBank genome assembly
AUGUCUUCCAGUGGCAGAACAGGAAACCAGGUCUAUCUAUUUAUCCAAUUGUCUGUCUAUCUAUCUAUCUAUCUAUCUAUCUAUCUAUCUAUCUAUCUAUCUAUCUAUCUAUCUAUCUAUCUAUCUAUCUAUCUAUCUAUCUAUCUAUCUAUCUAUCUAUCUAUCUAUCUAUCUAUCUAUCUAUCUAUCUAUCUAUCUAUCUAUCUAUCUAUCUAUCUAUCUAUCUAUCUAUCUAUCUAUCUAUCCUGCAUUCCUCGGCCUAUAUUUCCCCAUUAG